AUGCAUUUAGACAGUAGAAAAAUGAAAAAUUCACCGGCAAAUUUACUUAGAAAUGGAUUGAAAAGUUUUAUUGAUCUAUGUUCAGACUUUGAACAAAGUGUUAAAAAUGUUAAUCAACAACUUAGAGAUAAACGGACGCUCAAGACAUCCAAUUCCAAAGUUAUUGCUUCAUCUUUACUCUUAGUCUUACUUAUAAGUGCAAUAUGUGAUGUUACAGAUGCUUGCAGUAGUCGAAUAAUUUCACGGCCUAAACCACGAACAACAACACCAGCACCAACUUCUAGUCCUCGACCAAAUAUCACAUUCCACACUUAUAAAUGUCCGGAAGCUUAUGCAACGUGGUAUUGUCUCAACGGCGCUACAUGCUUCGCUGUGAAAAUUGGAAUGGAAGUUCUCUACAAUUGCGAAUGUGCGAAUGGUUUUAUUGGUCCAAGAUGCGAUUACAAAGAUCUCGAUGGGUCGUAUUUAUCUGCUCGAUCUCGUGUUAUGCUUGAAACAGCAAGUAUUGCUGGUGGUGCUGUUGCAGCAUUGCUUUUAGCAUUUAUCGUCGGUGUCUUUGUUUACCUCAGAAAUCAUAAUAAAAAUUGUGAGUUUGAAGUGGAAAGUCAGAAGGUGAACCAUCGGCACGAAGUUAUUAAGCUGCAACGAUGUGAAAAUUGUCAAAUAUCUGAUCAGUUCACGAUCGUCAUAAAAUAUCAUAAUGGAUGA
Messenger RNA from Clunio marinus, 708 nucleotides. The record is from the annotation of a GenBank genome assembly. Lineage: Eukaryota; Metazoa; Arthropoda; Insecta; Diptera; Chironomidae.